Molecule: messenger RNA, 1799 nt
Organism: Eutrema salsugineum
Lineage: Eukaryota; Viridiplantae; Streptophyta; Magnoliopsida; Brassicales; Brassicaceae
Product: UPF0400 protein C337.03
Exons: 8
Coding region: 229-1782 (517 amino acids)
Biological process (GO): mRNA 3'-end processing
Cellular component (GO): RNA polymerase II, holoenzyme
Molecular function (GO): RNA polymerase II complex binding
Source: RefSeq, a predicted model, not a curated record
GACGAAGAUUGUUUCCAAGUUUUCUUCAACUGCUCAACUUCUCCGGCAAUAGACUGUCAUCAGAAAGAGAACGGCGUCGUUUUAUAAUCGUGAUUUUCCUUCUCAAUCUGUUGGUCCUCUUUUACUGCUAUGUUAGCCUUACCUCGAGCCUCGUCGCGACAAUAGUCUCUUGCUCCUCUGAUUUCUCUCUGCUCGUCAACGCGCACUGGUUUUUGAGCUGGUGAAACAAUGGGUAGUUCAUUUAAUGCUCAGAUAUUAGUUGAGAAGCUUGCCAAACUCAACAAUUCUCAAGCAAGCAUAGAGACUUUAUCACAUUGGUGUAUCUUUCACAUGAACAAGGCGAAACAUGUUGUAGAAACAUGGGGCAGGCAGUUUCAUUGUUCCCCGCGUGAGCAACGAUUGGCGUACUUGUACCUUGCGAAUGACAUCUUGCAGAACAGUAGGCGAAGAGGUUCAGAGUUUGUAGGUGAGUUCUGGAAAGUACUACCCGAGGCUCUUCGUGAUGUGAUUGAAAAUGGUGAUGAAUUUGGCAAAAAAUCUGCACGUCGAUUGGUUAAUAUAUGGGAAGAAAGGAAGGUUUUUGGAUCUCGUGGGCAAAUUCUCAAAGAAGAGCUUCUGGGAAAGCAGCCUGAAAAUGGAACCAGAAACGGAAAUCUUGUGCCACUUAAACUUUCUGUUCAACAGAAACAGGCAAAUGGAACUCCGCUGGAGAGAGUAGUGUCUGCUGUUGAAGCUCUUCAUGGCGCUCAGAUUGAUGAGGAUGUUAUUGUUGGAAAAUGUACUAAUGCUGCUGGUUACCUUGAGAAAACAGCUCAGGAGGUUGAGAGGGAUCUGAGUUCAGGACACACCACUAGCCCCACGGUGGUAAAGGAGGUGCAAGGACAACAUGCCAUACUAAGAGACUGCAUCGAACAGCUAGGGGCAGUGGAGACAUCCAGAACAAGUCUUGUUUCUCACUUGAGAGAGGCUUUACAAGAAGAGGAACUCAAGCUGGAGCAAGUCCGUAACCACCUUCAGAUUGCUCGGUUUCAAUCAGACCGAACUGGUGACCUCUGCAAACAGCUUCUAGACCAUGGUGGUAGUUCACAGCCUCCUGCUACAGAAGAAGACGAGUCAAAAGAAGCCAUCAAAGUUUCAUCCGCUGCAGCACCACCACAAACCAUCACACACAGCGAUGUGGAACAAUCUGCACCGGUUAUGUUUGCUUCGAACCCACCAACUCAAUCAGUGGUAGACCCAAGGAAAACCGCAGCCGCUGCAGUUGUAGCUAGGCUAACCGCAUCAACCUCCUCGGCCGAGAUGCUCUCCUACGUUCUCUCCUCUUUAGCCUCCGAAGGCAUCAUCGGAAACAACCAACCUGCUGUAACAGAAACACCGUCGUCCAGCGAUUACCCGCCAGAGAAAAGACCCAAGCUUCAAAACCAUGAACAGUCCUAUCUCCAACCUCACCAACAGAACACUGCAACAACAUCCACAGCCACCACCUCUGCAUCACCGCUUCCGCCACCACCACCACCACCACCGUUCCAGCUUCAACCUCAGUUCUUGCAGCCGUUACAGCCUCCCGGGCCUGUAAAUCCCACGCCAUUCAACUACACCAUAGCAACCACUUCUGCGACUACGCAGCACCAACAACAACAACAAGGUUCUUGGGUUCCUGGGCUCACUCCAGUUCCAACAACCUCUGCACCAUCCGACAAUUCAUACCAGAAGCUUCAGGGACAAGAUGGUUUUUAUGGCAUUAACUCAUCGGUCUCUAUGACACCUGUUACUCGGCAGUAGAGGAAUCUGUAUUAGGG